AUGGAUGACGCACCCUUUACAGUUCAAUACUGCUUUCCUGACAACAACUCAUCUUGCAGAAAGGAGGUCCAAACAGGCCCUGGGAAUUUAUUGUUGUAUAUUUUUCUCUCAAUUGUAUCUGUGUUCACUGUGAUUCUGAAUCUGCUGGUGAUCAUCUCCAUCUCUCACUUCAAGGAGCUCCACACUCCAACCAACCUGCUUAUCCUCUCUCUGGCUGUGGCAGAUCUUCUCGUGGGAUUAAUUGUUAUGCCUGUGAACAUAAUGCAACUGAUAGACUCCUGCUGGUAUCUUGGAAAAAUGGCAUGCUCUAUUUAUCCAGUGAUUCAUUUUGUUUCAGGGUCAGGAUCUCUCUUAAGCCUAGUUUUUAUUGCAGUUGAUCGGUACAUUGCUGUCUGUGACCCUCUACAUUAUGCCGCUAGAAUCACAGUUGGUAAAACUCUUUUCUUUAUAAUUCUAGGCUGGUCUUUCUGUCUAUUCUAUGUCAUCAUCUAUUUAUACUUUAACGAGCAUCUUCUUCAAACUCAAAUAAUCACUAGAUGCUACGGAGAGUGUGUUCUGAUCAUAAAAUACUCCUGGGUGAUUGUUGACAUUGUCCUUUUUUUUCUAGCCCCCUGUUGCCUUAUACUGGCCUUGUAUUCAGCAAUCUUUAUCAUAGCAAGACGUCAGGCUAAAGCUGUUAGUGCUGUGAGAAAUAGAGCCUCACAGACAAAUGGCACUAAAUUCUCAAGCUCUUCCGAAACCAAAGCAGCAAAGACGUUGGGUAUUGUAAUAUUGGUUUAUCUUGCUUGCUGGAUACCAUUUUAUUUAAGUUCUCUGUCAGUUGAAAGUUUGACAUCUUCAUCAAUGGUGUGGACUGUGUUUGGCUGGCUAGUAUACUUGAACUCCUCUGUGAAUCCACUAAUAUAUGCUAUUUUUUAUCCAUGGUUCAGAGCUUCAAUUAAGAGUAUUGUAACUUGUAGAAUAUUUGAAUCCUCAUCUUCACAGUUUAAUUUGUUUCCAGAGAAUUUUUAA
Messenger RNA from Colossoma macropomum (tambaqui), 1011 nucleotides. RefSeq names its product trace amine-associated receptor 13c-like. Lineage: Eukaryota; Metazoa; Chordata; Actinopteri; Characiformes; Serrasalmidae. Bases 1 to 1011 code for a protein of 336 amino acids. Gene Ontology annotation, biological process: G protein-coupled receptor signaling pathway. The transcript has a single exon. Gene Ontology annotation, molecular function: trace-amine receptor activity. Gene Ontology annotation, cellular component: membrane. The record is from RefSeq and is a predicted model, not a curated record.